UUUGUUGAUAUCAAGUUUUUAAUUCAAGUGCCGUCAAUGCUAUUUACGCUGGAGACGGCCGGUAUUGUGUUUGCGGUAAUUAUUCUGCGUUACACACCCACUACGCAAAGUGGUUACAUGGAAGUAGGUGGCAUUGAUAAACUUGGUUGUUUCAAGGAAGGUCUGUCUCCACCACAAAUAAAUCAACGCCAGAGCUUCGAAGACGUUAAGAGUUUGCGGGGGCCAAAGCAGGAAAGCCAUGCUGACACCAUCGACGCUGGAAGGGAGCGCUCAAUGCGUCCAUCUUUGAUCAACAAGGCCUCAACCAGCCUUCCUCAGUGGAUCAGAAAACAUCAAACUAGAUCCGUGAUCCUGUGUCUUUGCUUGCACGUCACCUUUGAGUUCCUCUUCGUGGGAUUACUAACCUUCAACCUGGAGGACCUCUUGGGAGCAAGUGACCAUUUGUUAGUACUUGGAAUAGUCAUCAGUGGUUCCCUGUCUUUCAUUGCGUGUACCCCUUUGUGGCUUCUGCCGCAAUAUAAAGAAGAGCUCCUGUUCAAGGUGCCAUUGAUGCCACUCGCACCGUUGACUGGCUUGCUGUCUUGCGUUAUUCUCUUGCUUCACUUUGAUUUUCUAGCCUUCAUUCAAGUCCUCGUGUGGACAUGCAUAGGAUUACUCGUGUACUUCACUUAUGGCAUAAAGCACAGCGUUGAAGGAGUGCGACAAGAUGGCUAUGAAAAUUUAUGAUUUCAAACGUUACUCUCCAACGUCAUGGCGUAUAAAAAGUAUCUGAAUAUCUUUAAUAUAAUAACAACAUCCCUAUUUCACAGCGUCGUUAUCUCCUGCUUCAAAAAUGGCUACAUCUUUAUUCCUAUAUUGGAGAUAGCGUCUUUUUCAAAAUUCAGUAAUAUAAAUUUAUCCUGAAGCUUGAAACAAAUCUGAUCAAGGUAUCUCUGUUUCUAAUACUGAUGCCGAUCUGAGAUUAAAUGGCAAUUUGGCAAGUGUGGAACUAGACAUAUAUUUGAUUUUGGCUUCAGUUUAUUUUUUUUCAAAACGUCAUCUACACCUCAUCUUCUAUUGAGUUUACCGACGAAGAAACUUUGAGAGUAAGUGUGGUUUGCCAUGUGAAGAUAAAACUAUAGACUCAACCCAAUCAAUGAUUUCAAUCCGGAAAGUAGCAUUAAUAGGAAUUGAUUAACCUGGUUCAUCUACAAUUUUCAUGUUGAUUUGAUAAAGCUGUUCAUUUCAAUUGAAUCUUCAAUUAAUAAAUACUUUUCAGGGGUGGGGCCAUUUCUCAAAAAAAAUUCUCCCAUUUAUUAAUCAAACAUAACUUUUACAUCCUGGAUAUUGUUUUAAAACGUAAAAUUUUCAAUUACAGAAAAUAAAACCCCUUUUUCACGGACACUUUAAUGCUUCUCGUCGAAUCGAAAGUACAAGAAAGUAACCCUAAUCAAACAAAAAAUUAAUGAAUCAACAGUAAAAUGUGCGAUGUACUAAAGAAGUGAGCAUUCUUUAUUAGGCCUAGUUCUUUGAGUGCACGAGCAAUCUCGGUUACAAAGAAAACGGCCAACAUACACAGUCUACAGACACUGGACACACAAGUGCAACUACUGAAGCGUCGCGUGAUCUUGUGCUGGGACACCUUUGACAGUAUUAUUACUGCUAGACUGCUAAGAGUAUUUGCACCUUAUUUGGCUUUUUUGACUUGCAUUUGGCCAAUAUGGAAUUUUUUUUUUAAAAGUGAACUACAUCACUUGAAGUACGGUACGAAAUGAACCCCUAGUUUUUGCUGUUGAACAAAAAACAAGGAUAAGAUUUCGAAAGAAUAGCCCUAUUAAUCAAUUGAAGUUUACAGGAUUUUUAAAAAGUAAAUAGAAUUAGAAAAUUUAUAAUGAAGCAUGUAUUGUUUUAUCUCUGUUUCACAUCUGUAUUCUGUUAUUUGCGCUUUAAAUGGUAUUUCAAUGCCGAGGAACCGUUCUUUAGAAAUGUGUACAUUUUCGUUUGCGUCCGAUGGAGAUUGAGGCUCCCUCAGCUGUGUCACAGCUAAUUUGAAAUGCUAAUUCUCUAGCACUGUAAUUUCAUGUCAUUUGAAUUUACGGAAAAUGAAAGUAUAAUUUCUGGUGUAUAAUAUAAAAAUAAAAUGUCUGGUUUCUGUGGAGUGCCGUGGUGUAGUGUUUAAAAGAGCAUCAGAUUCGUAGUCGGCGGGUAAAGCUGCAGGUUGCGGGUUCGAAUCCAGUCCUGGGGUCAUGGUGCGUGCGCCCUUGGGCAACGCACUUUGUCACUCAUUGCCUCUCUCCAUCCAGGAGUAAUUGGGUACUCUGUGAGGGCAGAGAUGGUUAUUGUGAUUGAUUUUGCUGCUUUGCGCCGAAAUAGCAGCAUCGAACCGAGGGAGGUGAGAUGGUAUUUGGAAUGUUUAAUUGGCCCAGUGAGCAGGGGUAAUAAUAAUGGAAAAGCGCUUAGGAGCUUAAUUGUAUACCUGUUAGGUACUUAUAAGAAAUUCAUUUUUCGCGUGUCACAACUUUAUACAAUGGCAAUGAAACAAGUACCUAAAAGAAAAAUUACCAGCUAAAGUGAAUCAGUGCCCGAAGAUAAGUUAAAACGUUUAAUGGUUUUAGCGACUCCUGAGCAUUUGCAUGCUAUAAUGUACAAUCAAGUACAUAGUAAACAAGAACUUGCUCAUAUGUGGUUAACUGACAAGAAAGGCCAGAUAGCUGCUCAAUCAUAGUUUUUAAACUGGCAAGAAAUACCUUAACCUCUAACAGCUGAGAAGUAAUUUACAGGAGGCAUGUUGACGAUCACUUAGCCUAACAGUAACAGGAAUCAUGUGGUGAAUUGUAUCAUGUCGAUUGUAUCCCGUCCGAUAGGACAUUAUAAACGGUAGAAAUAGAGAUAAGCCCACCCUCCUUUCCGUUCAGCUGAUCUCUAACAUAGCAGUCCUUGACAGUGACACUUGUCCCUUUUUCAUACAAGCCACGCCCCUCUGAUGUGGUGUGGGUGUGUGUGGGGGGGCGUAGUCUCGCAGCGUUCAGGGCUUCUGGACCGCCAAUAAAACACUUUUAUGCCAAACAAGUUCCGAAAGUGGGAAUUGUCAAAAUGGUUCCUUCCUGUUGAAGUGAAGCGGCCCCUCCCUAUUGCUUUACUUGCUAUCAACCAGCAGAACUGUGGAUAAAUGGGACACAGGAUAGUUAUAGACAGGUGAAAGAAGGCCCAAGGCUUAUUCCUGCAAAUCAUUAGGACAGCUGCUACGGUUUUGCUGAAAGUUUGUUACCCAGUUGGGGCAGGUGCACGCUGUCCCAACUUUUUUAAGGCGCCCUAAAAUGCAAUGCUGACUGGAAUUGAUGCUGUAUGGAAAACAAACCCCCCACCCUACCAAUCACCCGGUUAGUUUCCCGAUUUUCCUUCUAAAAAUAUCCUCCUCACUAGUCUCCCCUUUUCCUUUUAAAAGUAUCUUCCCAGCCUUGAUGGUUAGUCUCCCGUUUUCCCUUCUAAAUAUAUCCUCCUAGCCAUGAUUGUCAACCUCCGAUUUUCUUUUUCAAGAUUGUCCUAGAUGCGAUAGUUAGUCUCCUGAUUUUUACUUUUAACAAAUACUCUUCCAACCUUUAUAAUCAAUCUUCUAUUUUAUACUAUAUAAAUUAUAAUAAUUAUAUUAUAUUCUCCUAAUCUUGAUGUUAGGUAGCCUGUUGUUUCCUUCCCAAUAUAUCCUCCUAGCUGCGAUGAGUAGUUUUAAU
Molecule: messenger RNA, 3707 nt
Organism: Acanthaster planci (crown-of-thorns starfish)
Lineage: Eukaryota; Metazoa; Echinodermata; Asteroidea; Valvatida; Acanthasteridae
Product: cationic amino acid transporter 4-like
Biological process (GO): amino acid transport; transmembrane transport
Cellular component (GO): plasma membrane
Molecular function (GO): amino acid transmembrane transporter activity
Source: RefSeq, a predicted model, not a curated record